Penicillium chermesinum is the source of this 1152-nucleotide messenger RNA. Its product is annotated as UDP-glucose:hexose-1-phosphate uridylyltransferase. Gene Ontology annotation, cellular component: cytoplasm. Gene Ontology annotation, biological process: beta-D-galactose catabolic process via UDP-galactose, Leloir pathway. Gene Ontology annotation, molecular function: zinc ion binding; UDP-glucose:hexose-1-phosphate uridylyltransferase activity. Bases 1 to 1152 code for a protein of 383 amino acids. The transcript is spliced from 3 exons. Lineage: Eukaryota; Fungi; Ascomycota; Eurotiomycetes; Eurotiales; Aspergillaceae. The record is from RefSeq and is a predicted model, not a curated record.
AUGGCUAAGGUUCUGGACGACAUCUCUCAUCGGAGAUAUAAUCCUCUGCGCGGCUCUCAUAUCCUUGUUUCGCCUCACCGGACCAAGCGUCCCUGGCAAGGAGCACAGGAAAGCCCCUCGAAGACUACUCUGCCGGCCUAUGACCCCAAGUGCUACCUCUGCCCCGGGAACCAGCGCGCGCAAGGCGACACCAACCCUAAGUACGAAAGCACCUUUGUUUUCGUCAAUGAUUACAGCGCGGUGAAAGAGGAGCAGGCAGCCUAUGAGGGCAACUCGGGAGAUGAACUUGAGUCGCGAUUCCUCAGGGCCGAGCCCGUCACCGGCAAAUGCUACGUCUUGACCUUCUCUGCGGCACACAACCAAACGCUAGCCGACCUGGCCCCCAUCGAGAUAGUGCCGGUCAUCAAUGCCUGGACUGAGAUCUAUGCGGCCCACCUGUCGCCCAAGUCCCCGCUCGCACAGAACGCCCCGCCUACCACCAUCCAGCCUACCUCGCCUCACGCCAGUGUCACCAAGCCAAAGGAGCAAUACCGGUACAUGCAGAUCUUCGAGAACAAAGGCGCUGCGAUGGGUUGCUCCAACCCACACCCCCACGGCCAGGUCUGGACCACCAGCACCCUGCCCGAGGAGCCUGCCGCCGAGCUGGAGCAGCUGCGCCGGUACCGCCAGGAGCACGGCGGUAGCCACUUGUUGGAAGACUACGCUACACUAGAGAGCAAGAAGCAAGAGCGCGUGGUCUUCGAAAACGAGAGCUUCGUUGUUGUGUGCCCCUGGUGGGCGACCUGGCCCUUCGAGACCAUGAUCGUCAGCCGAACUCACAAGCGCUCGCUCGUCGAUCUGACCGAGGCCGACAAGACUCUACUCGCCGAGGCGAUUGCGGAGAUCACGCGCCGCUACGAUAACCUUUUUGAGACCCAUUUCCCUUACAGCAUGGGGAUUCACCAGGCGCCCCUGGAGGGCACUGAUGAGGAGUUCGAGGCCUCAUACUUGCACUUGCAUUUCUAUCCACCGCUACUGCGUAGUGCCACCGUGCGAAAGUUCUUGGUCGGGUACGAGCUCAUGGCGGAGCCUCAGCGCGAUAUCACCCCGGAGCAAGCUGCGGCCCGUUUACGAGGUUGUGGUGGGGAGUUGUAUCGGAAGAAGCUGGAGUAG